AUGGAGCAGGCCGUCCCUCUUUUACACGAAACAUACUUGGAGAACGUGGCGGAGACGUAUCCUCACCCUUUACCCAACGACCCAUCCGUACCAACACGUCGACAAUUGAAACCCGAGCAAUGGAAAUGGACCCAAUUCAAGCACAUGUUGAAAAGCUGCCUCGGUGGCGUCUUACCGACCUACAUGCACCGUAGGGGAACGGCCGGCAGAAAGGAACCCCAUCCGACAGCCUACCUUGACGCCCUGCGCGGCUACGCAGCUCUGAUCGUUUUCUUCUACCACUCGUUCCCUCUCCCCAGCAUAUGGGUGUUCCAGAACUUGUUCUUCCUCCGCGUCCUCUUCCGCGGCGGGCCCGGCAUGGUGGCCAUUUUCUUCGUCAUCUCCGGAUACGUGCUGAGCUAUCGUAUACUCGUCAUGACACACAAUAGGGAUCCCGCCAAGUUGCUGGAUUGUCUUGCCUCGUCGACGUUCCGGAGAUGGCUCAGAUUAUACGGCAGUACGGGCGUCGCAACGUUCGUAGCCAUGGCAUUCACUCAGCUGGGGUGGUUUAGGCCCCACGCCACAGAAAGAAAAGACACACUCCAUGAUCAGUUGUGGGACUGGUUCAAUGACUGGCUAUACUCGAGCGACCCGUUUGCGCCUCUCCAAGGGUGGAUCGACGGGGGAGCGUUCGGAUCCAGGUACCUGUACCAGAUGUGGACCAUCCCCGUGGAAUACCGAGGCAGCAUGGUGGUGUUUGUGUUUUGCGCCGCGUCGUGCAAACUGUCGACCCGAUCAAGGUGGAUCGCUCUCUGGACGGUGGCCCUGCUGGCUUACUACUGGCGGGCCGUGUACGUCGCGGAAUUCCUCGCGGGCACAUUCAUCGCAGACCUAGCGCUGCUUCGACACCCCGAGCGCGUCAUCGGUAAACUCUUGCCCCAAGCGGAAACAAGCGAGAAGCAGCCAACAGCACCACCGGGUUGGUGGCAAGCCCACGCUGUAGCAAGCAAACUCGGCUGCAUCGUCAUGUGUACGGCCGGGCUCUUCCUGCUCAAUCAGCCCGACGAUCCCGACACCAACCCUGAGAUUCCCUACCCGUGGCCCUAUCUGCUCCGACUCGUGCCUUCGUGGUACGGCGAAGCGAUGUACACUUUUUGGGUCAGCAUCGGAGCCAUCCUCCUCGUCUUCGCGCUGGAUAAUUACCCAGCGUUGCAAAUUCCCUUCAAUUGGAGUUUCUCUCAAUACUUGGGUGACCUCUCCUUUGGAAUCUACUGCAUGCACAUCAUUGUGGUGGAGAGUCUCUUCAAGCCGAUCCUCAACCCUUGGCGCGAGAAGACCCUGGGGGAGGGAUAUCUUGCCUGUUUUGCGAUCGAGGCGGUCGCCACGAUAUGUGUGCUUUGGAUGGCCGACCAGUUCACGCGGGCGGACAAGAUGGUCGUCCGGUUAGGGAGGUGGCUGCAACGGAGGACAUUCCAGAAGUGGUGA
Cladophialophora carrionii CBS 160.54 is the source of this 1464-nucleotide messenger RNA. RefSeq lists its product as uncharacterized. Gene Ontology annotation, cellular component: membrane. The transcript has a single exon. Gene Ontology annotation, biological process: polysaccharide biosynthetic process. Gene Ontology annotation, molecular function: acyltransferase activity, transferring groups other than amino-acyl groups. NCBI's taxonomy places the organism in Eukaryota, Fungi, Ascomycota, Eurotiomycetes, Chaetothyriales, Herpotrichiellaceae. The record is from RefSeq and is a predicted model, not a curated record. The coding region runs from base 1 to 1464 and encodes 487 amino acids.